CUCUCUUUCCGAUUCUUUGUGUUUUGAGAAAGGAUAUGCGCGUCGAUCUCUUUGAGCUUCCGACAUAGUUGAGAGUAGAAAUCGAAAAGGGGAAAAAUGUUUGAGGUUAAAGAUCCGGCUAUUAAGCUUUUUGGGAAGACUAUCCCGUUACAGGAGAACCAGAUUCCACAGGAAGCAGGGGAGAAAUCCGAUCCCGAAUGUCAGGUUCCGGUGGAGUCUGCUGAGACAGUUGCAUGCAGCGAAACAAAAAAGGUAGAGGAUGAAGGUGGUCCUACAGAUGAGUCCAGGAACCAUGAUAAGUCUUCCAGCAUGGAUAAUGGUAAGGAAGGCAACCAUCAAACUCCCACCAAGGAAGAAAAUAAAGCAACUGUAGAUUCUAAUCAUGAUGAAGGCCAGGCUGAGACUGAUAUGGCAACCCAAGAGAAAGUUCUCAAGAAGCCUGACAAGCUCCUUCCAUGUCCUCGAUGCAAUAGCUUGGACACAAAGUUCUGCUACUACAAUAAUUACAAUGUUAAUCAACCCAGGCACUUCUGCAAGAAAUGCCAGAGAUAUUGGACUGCUGGGGGAACAAUGAGAAAUGUUCCUGUGGGUGCUGGACGGCGCAAAAAUAAGCAUUCAGCCUCACAGUAUCAUCAUAUAAUGAUGUCUUCUGAUGGAAUGCCAAGCACCAGGGUCGACAAUCCUGAUUUAGCAGAUCACCAAGUUGUUUCCUGUGGAGGGCUUCCCAAUCCUUCAAAACCCAUGAAGGGAAAUGGAACAGUCCUAAAAUUUGGUCCUGAUGCAACUCUAUGUGAGUCUAUGGCAUCUGUGCUUAAUCUUGAGGAGCAGAAGAGAAAAAUUGAGAUCGGUAUGGUGGCUUGUGAAGAAAAUGGACAGGAACCCUCAUGUGUCUCUUCAAUUACAGUCUCAACAUGCCAUGAAAUUGAAAAACAUGAAAAUAUGGUGCAGAUGCAGCAAGGUGGUACAACGGAAUAUUGUAGUGGGCCUACUCCUACACAUCCUCUUCAAUUUUACCCUGGUCCUCCUUGGGCUUACCCAUGGAACCCUGCUUGGAACGAUGUAGCUGCAACGGCAGUAGGCCGAUGCCCGUCUGAAUUGGUUAAUGGACAGGAUAGCAGUAACCCUAGUGCGAUGCAAUGGGUUUUCCCACAUAUGGUGGCAGCUCCCACCUUUUGUGCACCACGCAACCCCUUCCCAUGUAUGCCUGCGUCCUAUUGGGGUGGCAUGCUUAACUGGCCUGCAGGUGCAUGGAAUGUUCCGUGGCUUGGAUCUAAUGGUAGCCUUUCACCAUCAUCCUCCCCUAGCAACAGUAGCUGCUCUGGGAAUGGCUCUCCAACCUUAGGGAAGCAUUCUAGAGAUGCAAGUGUACAGGGGGAAGAGAAACUGGAAAAGUAUCUUUGGGUUCCUAAGACGCUAAGAAUUGAUGAUCCUGAUGAGGCUGCAAAGAGUUCUAUUUGGGCUACUCUGGGUAUUAAUCUGGAUCAGAAUGAACCACGAACAAAAGGCAGUAUUUUUAAAACUUUCGAACCCAAAAUGGAAGACCAAGUUGCACCAGAGGCAGCACAGGUGUUACAAGCAAACCCUGCAGCUUUUUCUCGCUCUCAGACCUUUCACGAGAGCACGUAACCGGGAUGUGCAUGGAGUUUUUUUUCCGAAAGAGCCUAGAACUGUGGUUGACUCAUGCAUACUGGCUGAACAUUUUGUUGUAUAGAGCAUAAGGGAGCAGCUUUUUGCUGAUGCUGUCUUUUAUGGCAGGGCUUUAUUUUCGUACUUGGUUUUGAUGGUCAUGAGCCACCAGAAUCCACUAGGUUGGCAACACCAUCUAAACUGGUCGAGAGUAUGCUGUAAAUAGUAGAGGGUAGCUUUGAGCUGUUUAUAGUGCUUGUCUGAUACUUUAUCCAUACUAUAGAUUCCAGAUUUGCAGUUGCAUGCAUAUGUUUUGGUUUUGAACCAGUUGAGGGAAAGAGUGAUGCAAGUGCAAAUCA
Molecule: messenger RNA, 1985 nt
Organism: Telopea speciosissima
Lineage: Eukaryota; Viridiplantae; Streptophyta; Magnoliopsida; Proteales; Proteaceae
Product: cyclic dof factor 1-like
Exons: 2
Coding region: 97-1626 (509 amino acids)
Biological process (GO): regulation of DNA-templated transcription
Molecular function (GO): DNA binding; DNA-binding transcription factor activity
Source: RefSeq, a predicted model, not a curated record